GCGCUGCCUCCCAGACUUCGCGGACCUGCUCAGUCAGCUGGGCCCCCUGCGGACAGCUGCCUUCUUCGCGCUAGGACCUGCCACUCUGCGCGCUAUGGCAGCGGCAGCAGCAUCCCCUCCAGCGGCGGUGGCGGCGGCUACAGCCGCCUCGGACGCUAUUGUUCCCUGGUGUUAGACGCUCUUUCCCUCCUUUUCAUCCGACGAGAACAAUAGCAGGAAAGAGGUUGGCUACUUGGGAAGACAUUCCGAGAGCGAAGAACAAUUCCGUGGCGGCCGUGCUACGGGUCUGGACGCUGGGGCGGCUGCCGGCAGCAUGGAGCUACAAGCAAGGCGCUCGGCGUUCCGGAGUCCGGGCGCCGCGGGGCCGCGCCGGGGCGUCCUGCAGCUACUGCUGCCGCUGCUGCUAAUGCGCCUGGGCGCCUGCGGGGCUGCGGCGCAGGGCGAGGCUGGGGCGCCCACCCUCUAUCUGUGGAAGACUGGUCCAUGGGGUCGAUGCAUGGGAGAUGAAUGUGGUCCGGGAGGCAUUCAAACCAGGGCUGUGUGGUGUGCCCAUGUGGAAGGAUGGACGACAUUGCAUACAAACUGUAAGCAGCCAGAGAGACCCAAUAACCAGCAAAAUUGUUUCAAAGUUUGUGACUGGCACAAAGAGUUGUACGACUGGAGGCUGGGCCUCUGGAAUCAGUGCCAGCCUGUGAUUUCAAAAAGCCUCGAGAGACCCCUUGAGUGCAUUAAGGGGGAAGAAGGCAUUCAGGUGAGAGAGAUAACGUGCAUUCAGAAAGGCAAAGGCAUUCCUGCAGAGGAUAGCAUUUGUGAGUACUUUGAGCCCAAGCCUCUCCUGGAACAGGCUUGCCUCAUCCCUUGCCCACAGGACUGCAUUGUGUCUGAGUUUUCUGCCUGGUCAGAAUGCUCCAAGACUUGUGGCAGUGGUCUCCAGCACCGGACGCGUCAUGUCAUGGCACCCCCUCAGUUUGGAGGCUCUGGCUGUCCAAACCUGACGGAGUUUCAGGUCUGCCAAUCCAGUCCUUGCGAAGCUGAAGAGAGCAUGUACAGCUUGCACGUGGGUCCUUGGAGCACAUGCUCAAUGCCCCACUCACGGCAAGCAAGGCAAGCCAGGAGACGUGGGAAGAAUAAAGAACGGGAGAAGGACCGAGGGAAAGGAGUAAAGGAUCCAGAGGCCCGUGAACUUAUUAAAAAAAAGAGAAAUCGAAACAGACAGAACAGACAAGAGAACAAAUACUGGGACAUCCAGAUUGGAUAUCAGACCAGGGAGGUUACAUGUACUAACAAAACUGGAAAAGCUACUGAUUUGAGCUUUUGCCAGCAAGAGAAGCUGCCAAUGACCUUCCAGUCCUGUGUGGUCACCAAAGAGUGUCAAGUGUCCGAGUGGUCAGAAUGGAGUCCAUGCUCAAAAACGUGCCACGAUACAGCCUCUCCUAAAGGCACUCGCAUAAGGAUGCGGUCGAUCAGGCAGUUUCCUAUUGCCAGCGAAAAGGAGUGCCCAGAACUGGAGGAAAAAGAACCCUGCCUGUCUCAAGGAGAUGGAGUUGCACCUUGUCCCACGUACGGCUGGAGAACCGCGGAGUGGACAGAGUGCCGCGUGGACCCUUUGCUCAGUCAGCAGGACAAGAGGCGAGGCAACCAGACAGCCCUCUGCGGAGGCGGCAUCCAGACGCGAGAGGUGUACUGUGUGCCGGCCAGCGAAGACCUCUCACACUUACCCGCGCGCAGGGAUACAGAAGCCUCAAAACCAGUGGACUUGAAAUUAUGCACUGGUCCUGUUCCUAAUACUACACAGCUGUGCCACAUUCCCUGUCCAAUUGAAUGUGAGGUUUCACCUUGGUCAGCUUGGGGACCUUGUACUUAUGAAAACUGCAACGACCAGCAAGGCAAAAAAGGCUUCAAACUGAGGAAACGACUCAUUACAAAUGAGCCCACUGGAGGCUCUGGGGGGACUGGAAACUGCCCUCACUUACUGGAAGCCAUUCCCUGUGAAGAGCCAUCCUGCUAUGACUGGAAAGCAGUGAGGCUUGGAGACUGUGAACCAGAUAAUGGAAAAGAGUGUGGCCCAGGCACUCAAGUUCAAGAGGUGGUGUGCAUCAACAGUGAUGGAGAAGGAGUUGACAGACAGCUGUGCAGAGAUGCCAUCUUCCCCAUCCCUGUGGCCUGUGACGCCCCGUGCCCAAAGGACUGUGUGCUCAGCACGUGGUCUGCCUGGUCCUCGUGCUCACACACCUGCUCAGGGAAAACCACAGAAGGGAGACAGACACGAUCACGGUCCAUUCUGGCUUAUGCAGGUGAAGAAGGUGGAGCGCAGUGUCCCAACAGCAGCGUUUUGCAAGAGGUGCGCAGCUGUAACGAACAUCCCUGUACUGUGUACCACUGGCAGACUGGUCCCUGGGGCCAGUGCAUUGAGGACACCUCAGUGUCAUCCUUCAACACGACUACAACUUGGAACGGGGAGGCCUCUUGCUCCGUGGGCAUGCAGACAAGGAAAGUCAUCUGCGUGCGAGUCAACGUGGGCCAAGUGGGACCCAAAAAGUGUCCUGAAAGCCUUAGGCCUGAGACAGUGAGGCCUUGCCUGCUUCCUUGUAGGAAGGACUGUGUUGUGACCCCAUACAGCGACUGGACGCCAUGCCCCUCCUCAUGUAAAGAAGGGGACUUUGGAGUCAGGAAGCAAUCUCGGCAUCGGGUCAUCAUUCAGCUGCCAGCCAACAGAGGCCGAGACUGUGCGGAUCCUCUCUAUGAAGAAAAGGCCUGUGAGGCCCCCCCAGUGUGCCAGACCUACAGAUGGAAGACUCACAAAUGGCGCAGAUGCCAGUUAGUCCCUUGGACUGUUCAGCAAGGUAGCCCCGGGGCACAGGAAGGCUGUGGGCCUGGACGACAAGCGAGAGCCAUUACUUGUCGAAAGCAAGAUGGAGGGCAGGCUGGCAUCCACGAAUGCUUCCAGAACGCAGGCCCCGUGCCAGCCCUCACACAAGCCUGCCAGACCCCCUGCCAAGAUGACUGUCAGUUUACCAGCUGGUCCAAGUUUUCUGCAUGCAAUGGAGACUGUGGCGCAGUUAGAACCAGAAAGCGCACUAUCGUUGGAAAAAGCAAAAAGAAGGAAAAAUGUAAAAAUUCCCAUCUGUACCCCCUGAUUGAGACGCAGUAUUGUCCUUGUGACAAAUAUAAUGCACAGCCGGUGGGGAACUGGUCAGACUGUAUUUUACCCGAAGGUAAAGUGGAAGUAUUGCUGGGAAUGAAAGUACAAGGAGACAUCAAGGAGUGUGGACAAGGAUAUCGUUACCAAGCAAUGGCCUGCUAUGAUCAAAACGGCAGGCUCGUGGAAACAUCCAGGUGUAACAGCCAUGGUUACAUUGAAGAGGCCUGCAUCAUCCCCUGCCCCUCGGACUGCAAACUCAGUGAGUGGUCCAACUGGUCUCGCUGCAGUAGGUCCUGUGGCAGUGGGGUGAAGGUUCGGUCUAAGUGGCUACGUGAGAAACCGUACAAUGGAGGAAGGCCUUGCCCCAAACUGGACCAUGUCAACCAGGCUCAGGUCUAUGAGGUUGUGCCGUGCCACAGUGACUGCAGCCAGUACAUAUGGGUCACCGAGCCAUGGAGCGUCUGCAAGGUGACCUUUGUGAACACACGGGAAAACUGUGGAGAGGGUGUGCAGACCCGAAAAGUGAGAUGCAUGCAGAACACGGCAGAUGGCCCUUCAGAUCAUGUAGAAGAUUACCUCUGUGAUCCAGAAGAGAUGCCCCUGGGCUCCAGAGAGUGCAAAUUACCUUGCCCAGAGGACUGCGUGAUAUCCGAAUGGGGCCCUUGGACCCGAUGCACUUUGCCUUGCAAUCAAAGCAGUUUCCGGCAAAGGUCAGCCUAUCCCAUCAGACAACCUGCCGAUGAAGGGAAAUCCUGCCCUGAUGCCGUUGAGAAGGAACCCUGUAGCCUGAACAAAAACUGCUUCCACUAUGAUUAUAAUGUAACAGAUUGGAGUACAUGUCAGCUGAGUGAGAAGGCAGUUUGUGGAAAUGGCAUUAAAACUAGGAUGUUAGACUGUGUUCGAAGUGAUGGGAAGUCAGUUGACCUGAAACACUGUGAAGAGCUUGGCCUAGAGAAGAAAUGGCAGAUGAACAUGUCCUGCAUGGUGGAAUGUCCCGUGAACUGUCAGCUUUCUGAUUGGUCUCCUUGGUCAGAAUGUUCUCAAACAUGUGGCCUCACAGGAAAAAUGAUCCGAAGACGGACUGUGACUCAGCCCUUUCAGGGUGAUGGAAGGCCAUGCCCUGCCCUGAUGGAACAAUCCAAGCCUUGCCUGGUGAAGCCCUGUUAUCAGUGGCAAUAUGGCCAGUGGUCUCUGUGCCAAGUGCAGGUAUCAAGUCUUGAGAAGGAUGCACAGUGUGGAGAAGGGACCAGAACAAGGAAUAUUUCCUGUGUAGUAAGUGAUGGGUCAACGGAUGAUUUCAGCAAAGUGGUGGAUGAGGAAUUCUGUGCUGAUAUUGAACCCAUUAUAGAUGGAAAUAAAAAAAUGGUUCUCGAGGAAACCUGCACUCAGCCUUGCCCAGGUGACUGUUAUUUGAAGGAAUGGUCCUGGUGGAGCCUGUGUCAGCUGACCUGUGUGAAUGGGGACGACCUUGGUUUUGGUGGAAUACAGGUCCGAUCCAGAGCAGUGAUUAUACAGGAACUAGAGAAUCAGCAUCUGUGCCCAGAGCAGAUGUUAGAAACAAGAUCAUGUGAUGACGGCCAGUGCUACGAGUAUAAAUGGAUGGCUGGCGCUUGGAAGGGUUCUUCCCGAACAGUCUGGUGCCAAAGGUCCGAUGGCGUAAAUGUGACAGGGGGCUGCCUGGUGGUGCACCAGCCGGAUGCUGACAGGUCCUGUAACCCGUUGUGUAGUCAACCCCACUCAUACUGCAGCGAGACAAGAACAUGCAGUUGUGAAGAAGGGUACACUGAAGUCAUGUCAUCUGAUGGUACACUUGAUCAGUGCACACUUAUCCCCGUGGUGGUGAUACCCACAGUGGAGGACAAAAAAGGAGAUGUGAAAACCAGUCGAGCAGUACAUCCAACCCAAUCCUCCAGUAACCCAACAGGACGGGGAAGGACCUGGUUUCUACAGCCAUUUGGGCCAGAUGGGAGACUAAAGACCUGGGUUUAUGGUGUAGCUGCUGGGGCAUUUGUAUUACUCAUCUUUAUCAUCUCCAUGAUCUAUCUAGCUUGCAAAAAGCCAAAGAAACCCCAAAGAAGGCAAAACAACCGACUGAAACCUUUAACCUUAGCCUAUGAUGGGGAUGCAGAUAUGUAAAAUAUAAAUUUUUCUGGAAACAAACAGUUUCGGCUUUCUGAAUAUGUAAUAGAUAUACAAAGGCAACAAAGGUAUUCAAACUGUAUCGAUUAAAAUGCAUUUUAACUUUUUAAAAGACCAUCAUAAAGAAAAGUGAAAAUCAUAGUGCCUCCACGGAUAUUCAAGAGGAUACCACAUAAAAAUUCUAGAUUUAGUUGAAUACGUGCUGCAAUCUGAGAGAGUCUGAUCUUUCCUGAAAUCUACCAACUGAAAAACCACUUUCAUCUCUAAAAAUAUAGUGGUACAAUUGGCCGUUUAGGCAUCUGAUGCAAGACUGUCUGCAGUGUUAACCCAUAGUAACUUUUUAGCAUGAAGGGUUAUUUCCAAGAUCUCUACAACAUAGUCAAGCAUAACAACAUGUAUACUCAACUGAAUGGCACACAUUAUUUCAGAUUAUAUACUUGUUAAUGAGCAAUUUGAAUGCUAAAUGAGAGAUUAGCUCUAAGCUGAGCAAAAACUCCACUGAAUAAAUUCAGCAUCUUGAUGGUUGAUGGUAGCACUUAUCGACCUGCAUUUCAGAGGCAAAGACUCUUUUAUAAGACGUCAUUCCUCCAAAGUACGAAUGCUGGACAGGUACUAGUAUCUUAGAAGAAAGAGUCCUCAAGUUCAGUAUUUUAUAGUGGUUAUUAUCUGGAAAACUAAUUUGCUUGUGUUAAUAUAAUAUGUUUCUACUUUCCUAAUUUUCAAACUGGUUGCCUGCAUCGUUUUGCUACAUGGAAGGCACAUUUUUGCACUAUAUUAGUGCAGCAUGAUAGGCACUUAACCAGUAUUGCCAUAGAAACUGCCUCUUUUCAUAUGGGAUGAAGACGUCUGUGCUAAGAGUGUCAUGGAAACCUUUGCAAGUUCCCGUACCCUGAAGAGAGUAGAGUUCAGUUUGGAUGGUGACAGGAUGGAAUCGGCUAUUAUAUCUGCUGCAUACACUUCUCCCCGUUGCUGUAGCCACUGUGACAUUGGCAACAUGGCAGUAUUAAGUGUGGAAGUCCUUAACCCAUUAACCCUCUAAAAGGUGGAUCCCUCCAGUUGGCUUUUAAUUGUACUUUAAGGCUGUUUAUGACUAGAUUUUUAUAUUUGUUAUCUUUGUUAAAAAAAAAGAAAAGAAAAGAAAAAAAGGAGCUGGUUGUCUUUAUAAUUUUGAGAAGAUGGAGAAAAUAAUGUAAUAGUGAUUUUCGUAACUAAAAGAAAUCAAAAUUGUCUUGAUUUUUCUUUCUCUCUGAUUUGAUUUCCCAGUUUCAAAUCAAAUGUUGUAUUUAAAAUUCCAUAGUUUUUGUCUUUCUCACUGAUAAAAUUUGAAAGUCUUUUUAAUGUAUGAUUUCAAAAACUGAAAUUUUAAAAAGAGAAGAAUAAAUCUUUGAUCCAGGGCUCCAUUAAAUAUCUAGACCAGUGGUGGUAAGCUUUUUCUGUAAAUGACCAAAUAGUAAAUAUUUUCAGCCAGGUCUAGGCCACAACUUCUCACCGCCUCCGACACAGCCAUAGGCAGUACACCAAACAUAGACAACUGAGCGUGAACGUGGCUGUGUUCCAGUAAGUCCUUACAAAAACAACCAACAGGCCAUAUUUGGGGAGCCACAGUUUGCUGAUCUCUGGUCUAGAGUGUAUUUCAAUACUAACACCCCAUUGUGUCCUCCUGAGUUUUCAUUCAUUUACCCUCUGACUGUGAUCAGUGCUUAAUUUCAAAGGUGAAAAGCAGUCAUUAGAUUUAUGCUGUAAUGUAAACAGCUAUAUUUUUCACAGAUUUAACCCUGGAAUUGCACAGAACAAUUUCUCACUUGGCAGACUUAUUUCAUAUGAAUGAAAAAUUCAAAAGGUGCCAGUGAAAAGCAAUACCAUUUUUCAGGCAACAAUUACUAAAACCACCUCGGGGGGAGGGAUGACAUCAGGUUGUCAGGUCUUUUAAAAAUGGUAUAAAAAGCUACUUUAUCUUAGCUGUAUGCUGAAUGGUAUGGAGUAUAAGGGAUGUUACCUUCAUACAAGAGUUUGAACUCCCCCUACUGUUCAUUGGAGUAUUUGCAAAGAUUACAAAAGACAUCAGGUUAGAGUGACAUUAUCACCAAAAUGAAAAUAAUUCUAUAUAUUUCAAUAUUAUUCUAUAUCCACUGUGUUUGUUAGGCAAUGUAAAUCACUUCAAAGCAGACAGGAAUCAGGAAGAUGAGAAUUCUACUUUAAACCAAGGAGUUAAACAAGGGAAAUCCUGAAAACAAAAUCCAUAUUAUCAAUUUUAGUCAAGAGGGAGGCAAAAAAGGAUAUUGUUACUCUAAAGCUGUAAUUGUCAAUAUAAGUACUCAGGGAUCUUCUAGAUAAUCCUCAAGUUGAUCUCUUUGAAUAAAAUAAACUCCAUUUGUCCAAAAUGGUUGAGAAUUUUAUAGUUACUUGAAGAAUCCAGCUAAUGCCUUAUGAAUUGCAUCCAAUGCCUAACAAUUCUGAAAUUGUUGACUAGAAUACAAUAUUGUUACUACUAAAGCCAAAUUUAAAAAAUUGUCAAAUGUCAUUAAUUCAGAAGGUAAAUGUCGUUAAUUCAGAAGUAAAAAAAUUAAAUAGAUCAAAAAUUAUAAAAUUUUAUGAAAAUAAAGGUAAUUUUAUUCAUAAAUGGUUCACAUUUUGUAGCACUAUAUACAUGAAGAAGAUUAAGUUCAAUGUACCCUAACACUAGGGAACAUAUUUGAAGUUCAUGGUGAUUUCUCUUGCUAGAAAAGUGAAAGGAGGGAAAUGUGUUGCUAGCUGGCUAUUUUGGACAAAUGGGAGUUAACUCUUUUGUGUUUAUAAUGUGAAAAUUGCCUUACUUUUGCUCCUGGCAUGAAUUAAUUAAUGAGUUAAAUACUUAACUGGAAUUUCAUCAAAAACCUUAUUCUUCCUGUUCAUUCUAAGAAUUCAGGAAGGGAAUACAGUAGUAACUUGUCUAUUAACAUUUUUGCCUUGCCAAAAUGGUGUCUGGCCCCCAAAAGAUUUAGAACCACUGUUUUUUAAGACUGACAGUUAAUUUGAUUGAAAAUAAAAUAUUGACACCAUAUUAUACUAUUUUGUUGGACUGUUUCAGUAUAAACCAUACAAAAGUAGCAUAACUGAUCUUGCUUGUAAAAGGUUGAUUUAUUCAUUCAUCAAGACCUAAUGCUGUGUAUUAACUUAUUUCAAAGGCUUUUUGAGGACACUACAGUGUAGCUAAGACUAACUUGAAAAGCAGUACAUAAAAGCAUGCUUUUAAUUACUUAUUACAAAGCACAAUUUACUUUAAAAAGACAAAUAUUUAUUGAAUUAUUACAUGCAAGACACUGCUAGGCACUGUAAAAAAUUAAUAAUGACUUUUAUAUACAAGUAUACCUGAAACAUUUAAAAGAGGAAAGAUGUACUUAAUGAGCAAAGGUAGCACUUAAACACAUUGCCCUCUACUCUAGGUAUGUUUUCAAGUGUGGUUAGUGUGAUCCUCACAUGACGUAUGUGUCUGAGACCCUGCUGUUAGGCGUUUGGUUUUUCCCUAUUUUCAGGAUCAAGUCACUUAGCGAACAAUUCUUAAAGGAAGCAUGUGGCACCUCUCACGAAUUUCUCUACCUCUUCUAACUCCCUGUGUGCUUGGUUAUUUAUGGUGAAUUUCUCUGCCUGAUCUCUCACUGUUCUUGUAAGCGCUAAUCUUGCCUACUCCCCUCAGAACCACCUUUCUCUAAAUAUGCCCAAAUUUUUACUAAGGAAAAAAAAAGAAAGAAAACCUGUAGUUCCUUCCUGUAGGAGUCAAAACAUCACUUAGAAGGAACAUUUCAAUUUCAAUAGAAAUGUACUGGUGAAAGAACUAGAAAAGGGGAAAGGAAAAGAUGUGGGAGAUUUAUGCCCUAAAAAAGAGACCUUUUCUAUAAAAAUCUCCAUUUCUACUUGCUUCAGUACUAUCCCCUCAGCUGCCUACUCCUCUCACCCCCACCUGGUGUCUUUGUUCACUUCCCAUCCUCCCCGACAGUGAGGGAAGCCCGCACCUCUCAAUAAAGGAGAGCCCAUUCUACGCCAAAUUUGAGAUUUGAACAGGUUCACAAGAAUCAUGCUUCCCCAAUGAUCUAGAGCCCACUCUCUGUAAAUUCCAAACACUAAAGUAACCUGGGUUACCAAAUACAAGUGUUUCUUACUCUAUUUCCCCUCUAAGGUUGAGGGUCUUGAAAGGAGAGCAGUUCACAAAUGAAUCUUUGAGGAAUCUUGUCAGAGUGUGAUCUUUCCUGGAUACAGUUUAGAUGUGAGAGGUAAAACAGUCACCUGUUCUGGCAGUAACAGUCCCACCCAGUCCUACACUCAGAUGGCCGUGGCUGCAGCACAGAUUUCAGACACCUGUAAUCUGGAAUGUGGGCCUGGCCUUUUUUAUUACAAGGUUGUUUUGCAGUUCAGUAUCUAGCAGGGACACUGAAAAAUGGUUAUAUCCACAUUAGUAAAAGAGGAAAUUGGUAGAAAUAUUUUUUUCAUACUUCUACCAAGCCAGAUCUUAAAAUAGGCAGUAUAUGAAGAGUUUUAGUUUGUGGGAGUCAUGUUUUCAGUGAUCAAAAAUUUCUAGUAUCUUUAGAAUAUAAUCAAGUGUCAGUUUCAUUAUUGUGUUUAGUUUUUUGUUUUGUUUUGUUUUGUUUUAAGCAAUAGUUUCUAGAUUACCUACUUGACCUACAAUGAAAUUUUCUCAACUAUUUUCAGGAAUCUAUUAGUGUUUAUUUUUAGAAAGUAAACACUAUAAUUCCCUUUCUGGUACUUUUUCCUCUCCAUUUCUAGCACAGAUUUGAAGAGAUCAUUAUCUGUUAUAGAAAAAUAUUACUUUAUUAAAUUUGCAAUCUUUUUGUAAGUUAUAAUCCCAUAAAUGUGUAUUUUGGUUAAUUUAAUUACUUGAAUAUUUAUUUUGUUUCAUAAGGAGGCAGCUGUGUAAGAAAUUUGUUAAUAUUACUUUGUAAAUUGUGUAAUGUAAUUUUAUUUUAAAUUAUGUACAUUUCUUUUUUAUGCACAAAAUGUCUACGUACAAUUAACUACAGAUUUGCAAAUAAUGUCACUAAGCUUUACUCAGUUAAUACAGAUGGCAUGUGAAGAUGUAAUACGUUUUUUUACAUUUUCAUAUGGGUUAUUUGUAAAUAACUAUAUUGCUGACAAAUAUAAACAAGGAAAUCAUUUUCAUUCUAAUCAUGUGUAUCUGUGUUUUAAUUUGCAUCAUUUGCUAGUCAAAGUUGGGUAAAAAAUAUUUUUUUUCAGUGAAUACCCAAAUUCACUUAUUACUUCUUUGUCCUUUCCCUGGGCCUCUUUCAAGCAAAGAAGCAGAGGAUUGUUAAGGGAAAAAAAAAAAAAAAAA
Molecule: messenger RNA, 10604 nt
Organism: Choloepus didactylus (southern two-toed sloth)
Lineage: Eukaryota; Metazoa; Chordata; Mammalia; Pilosa; Megalonychidae
Gene: THSD7A
Product: thrombospondin type 1 domain containing 7A
Exons: 28
Coding region: 314-5278 (1654 amino acids)
Biological process (GO): actin cytoskeleton organization
Cellular component (GO): plasma membrane
Source: RefSeq, a predicted model, not a curated record